AUGAGUUCUCUUCAUCAGUUUUUUGUGCAGGUUGGGCAGAGGGACAAGGUCUUGGCAUCGCUGCAAACCUCAACGACAAAAACAUUGGAGGUUAGCGAGAUAUGGCAAAGUGAGGCUGAUCCCAAGAAGCUUCGGACCGUACAUCGGACGGUCUCGCAACCUGCCAUAUCUAAAUGGUUACUUGAGACUCGAAACGAUGGGGCAAGUUCUCGAGACGACAAGUGUCUUCUGCGCAUCGUGUGGGUCACGAAGUAUAAGGUCCACGAUGUGGCACCCGCAGCUAUUGCUGAAGUUGCGAAAGCUUUUGAGUUGGAGUUGGCUCAAGAGUACGCUGCGCUGUGUAACAGAGGUGUGGGAAGUCUACCGGAAACCACGUGUGGUACGCGGUCAUAUUUCUUCUGUAACGGUCGAAAGAUUGCGCUCAGCUGGUCUCGGGAACGUGGCUCGAUGACCAAGAAUGCCAUAUGCAUUGCCGAAGGGUUGAAGAUCCAAACAAUGCGAGAGUCUCUUGACUACGGUUUCGUUCAAGACCAAGCUUCUGACGAAAUGGUAGUUGGGCUUCUCAGUGCUGUCUUGCUAAGUAGGGAGAUUGACACAACACUAAAGGCUCUGAAGCAGAAGAUCAGGGAGGUCGAGAUUCGUACCGGUUACCACGAGUGGCAGACCCGCAGUGCGAAUCCCGCCUUGGGUGAUCUUGAGAGCCUUUCGGCAAAGAUGAUUGGAUGUGAGACCAGAAAUGCCACAAUGAUCAGAAAGAUGGAGGUGCUUCGCCAAUUGAUCGCCUUCAUUUCUCAGCAACUUGUUGAGACUCGAGAUAGCGGUUGCCACGACGGCAGCGUUCAACGGCAGCUCGAGUUGAAUCUGGAGAUACUUGUUCGUACCACGAACAUCCAUCACCUAGACGCGAACGUUUGUGCGGUACGAACAAAAGCGCAGUUGACGGCGUUAUUCCACAUCAUCGCCCAGAACGAUGUCGUACUCAGCCAUGAGAUUUCAAAAGACUCUCGACUCCUGGCUUUAGCCGCCCAAAGAGACUCGUCCAGUAUGAAGUGCCUCGCAGUCGUGGCAAUGUUUUUCCUUCCUGGAACAUUCGUGUCCUCGCUGUUUGCAAUGCCACUCUUCGAUUGGCAGGAACCGAACCUGGAGAUAUGGCAAAGUCGAGCGAUAUGGGGCCCAAGGCUGAUGACGUUUGCUACCGUGACAAUCCCGCUCAUGCUUUUAACUUUCGCUGUGUGGGGAUUCUGGAUUUUUAAGCAGGGAAUGCAAAGACGCAGGCAGCGGAAGGAGGCUGAUGUUCAUUUGAGAGGAACUCUGAAACACACAGAGCUCAUGAGACUGGGUGAGCUGAGGAUGUCGAGUUCGUCCUCCUCGAUCCUUCUAGACAGCUGA
Messenger RNA from Exophiala aquamarina CBS 119918, 1389 nucleotides. RefSeq lists its product as uncharacterized. Lineage: Eukaryota; Fungi; Ascomycota; Eurotiomycetes; Chaetothyriales; Herpotrichiellaceae. The transcript has 2 exons. The record is from RefSeq and is a predicted model, not a curated record. Bases 1 to 1389 code for a protein of 462 amino acids.